UUUUAUAACAGUUAAUUUAUCUAUAAAUGUCUUUUUUCUAAGAAAAAGAAAAUCAGAGAUUUCGUUGUGGGUAACUAUACAGUAGUUCCUCACAAAAACCUUUUUUGAUUUAUUUUCCUUUAUUCCCAGUCUCUUUCUGAUUACUUUACUCCCACCGUCAAGGUUGCUUUCAGUUUCCCAUUUCCAUACCAAUACCCCUCUCACUUUCUCUCUCUCUCUCUCCUAUAAAUUUCCCUUUGCUCAUCUCACUUCCAUUUUCUUCCUCAUGCUUAUUACCCAUUUGGCUUCUUCUACCUUAGAUUUCAUCUGGGAAUCUUUCAUUCUUUCUGUUCUUGCCCUAAACUCUUGGGUUUUGGUUUUUUAAUCUUUGUUGGCUGCUUUGACUCUCAUCUUUUUCACCUCUUAGGCCGCAUUUCCCUUCCAUCCCAUUUGGCUAGUUCCCAUUCCCUCUGUUCUUGCACGAAAUCUUUGAUCUUCACUUGUUACAUUUCAUUUCUUGGGUUAUCAAGAAAUAUCAAUUUUGGUUCUUGGGUUGUGCUCCUUUCUCUUCAAUUCACUCUUUUUUCUUUCUGAACUUUGAUUCUAAUUACAAUGUCGCAAGGCUAUGCUAUAGAGCUUUACUUCGAAACCGCCCUCGAAAACCAGGUCUUGAAGGCCUGGAACGUGCUCGCUCGCUGCAAUAUCAGCAAGAAACUCAUCGACAACCAAUCCCGUCCACAUAUCACCCUCUUCUCCAGCCCCUCUAUCGAUCCUCCGAUGCUUGAAAACGUUCUCAAGAGCCUUGCUUCGAAGCAGGAGUAUUUGCCUCUAUCUUUCUCUUCAAUCGGAACUCUUCCCGAUGAAAAUAACCUGCUUUUUCUCUCGCCGACACCAUCGUUGUCGCUUCUCCAGUUCCAGGCGCAACUGUGCGAUGCAAUGCAGAAGGAAGGGAUCGAAAUUUCGGAUCAGUAUAGACAGAACUCUUGGAUUCCUUAUUGCAAGGUGGCUGAGGAAGUGCCGAGCACUCAGAUGGCCGAUGCAUAUACCCUAGUGCGGAAGUUGAAGUUGCCGGUUUCUGGGUAUGCAGUGGACAUAGGCUUGGUGGAGUUUCCUCCGAUGCGCGAACUCUUCUCCUUUGUGCUUGGCAAUUCGGAAGAAGCAUGAGGUUUCAAAGCCUUUCCUUAUGUGUUACUCUGAACCUCUGUUUUACUUUUUUUUUUUUUUUUUUUGGUACUUGUUUUCUUUUUCUGGUGCCUUUGGUGUUACUGUAGAUUGAUAACAAUGGCGCUAUUCAGAGCACAGUUUCAAGAUUUUUAGUUCCCAAAGUUUGUGAUCGGCCACUCCAAAAAUCUCAAGAGUUGUAAAAUUCUUACAAUUCAGAUUCUUCCCCUGUUUUUCAUAUGAGCGCGCAGAGUUGCACAGCUCAUUUUGACCGCAUGCAGAUUUUUUUUUUUUUUCAGAUUUUUUUAAUAUAUUUAAAUAUUUUUAAAAAAUUUUAAAAAAAAUAUCAAUAUACUGAAAAUUAUUUCCUUAAUUAUUAAAUAAAAAAUAAUUAAAUUUUCUCUUUUGUGACUUUGAGGGACAUAGAGAGAGGACACACAAACAUUUUCCUUUUCAUAUGCUAAUCUUGUCCGGAACUAAUACAAGAAUUGCAAGAGUUAGAAGCCUAGAAAGAUGUCUUUUUGCAGCUGUUCAAAGAAUCUCUUCAUCUCUGUAUUUGAGGGUGUAUUUGCAAGCUCUGUCAUUAUGGUCUGAGUCUGCCUGCCCAUAUUUCAUGAACUCGAAUAUCGAUCAUGUUGGUUUCCAUUUAGAAUGAACUCAAGAGCUAGCAAUUGGUAUGGUUUUUUUUUUUUUUUUUUCUUUUCAUAUGCAUAUGAAAA
This is a messenger RNA of Carya illinoinensis, 1859 nucleotides long. RefSeq lists its product as uncharacterized. NCBI's taxonomy places the organism in Eukaryota, Viridiplantae, Streptophyta, Magnoliopsida, Fagales, Juglandaceae. The transcript has a single exon. Bases 592 to 1143 code for a protein of 183 amino acids. The record is from RefSeq and is a predicted model, not a curated record.